AAAUCAUUCAAGUCGCCGUUUUGUCACAUCGUAAGGUGCGGUUCACACUUCGUCGACCGUCGUCGCCCUAUGUUUAUUUUGAAAUACAGGCAAAACAAAAUAACUUUGUUGUCAGCAGUGUGUGCGCUUCCAAAAAUAGUAAAAUCCAUACUUUUAUUUACCGAUCAAAAAAAGACCAUCAUACGGUCCACGGAAAUUAUUGCCGAAAAUCGCUAGAAACGCUGUGAUAACAUUUCAAUUGAAAAUUGUUAGAUUGUUUUCGAAGUCAUCAGCUGUUUUGUUAUUCGAGUGUUUUUUUCUUCGUAAGCAGCAGUAGCAGCAGCAGUAGUAGUUAUAUUCACAGUGUGGACGAUUACUGCAUUAAAGAAACACACAAAACAUUGAGAUAUUACGAAAAGUCAACGCAAAACACUAUUUCACCGACAACUUGAAUUGUCAUCGAAAAAUUAUUUCAAUCCUAAACAAAACCCGGCUCGCACAAAUUAAAAAUCCAUUUGGUGUAGCAGAAUGGAAGCGGGCGAAAACAAUAAUUCCGAUACGAACGGCGAAACAGCGGCUGCGAACGAUGAUGGCAAUUCACAGCCAACAACAUCGUCGUCUACUUCACCCAAACGCUAUAAAUUGGAUCCGAACGCGCCGUCAACAUCAAAUCAAAUCGAAUGCAACGCAAAUAAGACAAGUGACACGGAAACUGAAAACAAGAUGGAACAAUUAGGAAAUGAAUCGAAUGAAGAGACUAAAAGUAAGAGCCCAACUAGCCGAUUUGCCAAACGAAACUAUCGUAGACGUUCUGAUUCGCAGUCGUCAACGAACAGUGCACCAGUGAUGGAAGCUACUGUGUCGGAUGUACCAACGGAUGAACCAAAUCCAAAUCCAAAUGGAAAUAAUCUGCAGGAGUCGCCCGAUACGCCAUUGAAUAAUUCCGAUGAAGCCAUGAUGUCGCUUUUGGAUGAUGACGACAGCUCCAUCACUAGUAGCGAUCAAGAUGAACAAAGCGACGAUGACGAUACAUCGGCUUCUGACUCCGACGAUUCCACGGAAAAUGAACAGAAAACACAAAUCGUUUUAAAUAAACCGAGACCAAAAUGUGACUUAAACCUGGUGCGGAAUUUGAUUUAUCGUCAAUCUGGUAUGCUUUUGAAGGGAGAUCGCCGAAUUUACGAUGCACUUGCCAACGGACUGACGCAACGCAUCAGCAGUUCCAUCUAUAGUGUUGAACGUAUGAUGCUGUUGCAUAAGCUGGAAAAGCAUAACGGUUGCGUUAAUUGCCUUAAUUUUAAUAAAGCGGGAAAUUUACUCGUCACCGGUUCCGAUGAUUUGAAGGUCGUUGUAUGGAAUUGGGCAAAACAGCAACCAAUCAUAGUACAAACGAGUGGCCAUCGUUCAAAUGUUUUCCAAUCGAAAUUCGUCGAUAAUGGCACCGCAACCAAUCAAAAAGAUUUCCAUUUAAUCACAUCAGCACGCGAUGGUGAAGUGCGACAAAUUCAGGUGGCACCCGACGGCAGUGCACAAGAUCGUGUUAUUACUGGUCACAAUCAUCCCGUGCAUAAAAUUGCUAUACCCGAUUCAAACCCAAGCGAGGUAUUGACGGCCGGUGAAGAUGGUUGCGUCAUGCGAAGCGAUUUAAGGGACAACAAACCCAGCGAAAAACUGGUGCAACUGCGUACAUCAAAAGAUGAAAUUCCACUGUACAGCGUUGCUGUACAUCCAUUUGAUCCAGAAUUCUGUGUUUGUGGCCGCGAUAAAUUCGUUCGUGUCUAUGACAAACGCAACGUUAAAGAAUGCUCCAAAAUGUUUUGCCCGGAAAAUAUUCUCCAACAAAAGAAAAAUGCAAGUUAUCUCAAUAUCACUUGUGCAUUAUAUAACUACAACGGUACCGAGAUUCUUGCAUCGUACGGAGAUGAAAAUAUCUAUUUAUUUGAUACUUCAGUUAGCACACCAGGAGAAUACAAACACACCUAUUACGGUCACAAAAAUCGUCAAACCAUAAAAGGUGUCAAUUUCUAUGGACCGUGCUCCGAAUUCAUAAUGAGCGGUAGCGAUUGCGGUAAUUUCUUCAUGUGGGAUAAAAAUAGCGAGGCAAUCGUUCAAUGGUUACCGGGUGAUGAGAGUGGUGUUGUAAAUUGUCUUGAGGGUCACCCGCAUUUUCCCAUCAUCGCCACAUCUGGGUUAGAUCAUGACGUGAAAAUAUGGAGUCCAAUGAAUCCAGACGGCCGGCCGUCGCAAGAUAGAUUGAAAAAAUGUAUCAAAGAAAAUCUCAAUCACAAUUCGGAGAAUUUUGUGCGCACUUAUAUGCGAAGUAUUGCACGUUUGGUAAAUGGCGAAUUUCAUCGACCAGAUCGAUCAAGCAGUGAUGAUGACACAUCCGAUUCCGAUGAUGAAGACGAUGAGCUACGCACAUUUUAUCGGCCAGAUCGGGGACCAUGCGAAGUUCAAUAAAAUAACCUAUGACAUAUGCAAUGUUUAAGACCAA
This is a messenger RNA of Sitodiplosis mosellana (orange wheat blossom midge), 2473 nucleotides long. RefSeq names its product DDB1- and CUL4-associated factor 8. Gene Ontology annotation, molecular function: protein binding. NCBI's taxonomy places the organism in Eukaryota, Metazoa, Arthropoda, Insecta, Diptera, Cecidomyiidae. The transcript has 9 exons. Gene Ontology annotation, cellular component: cytoplasm; Cul4-RING E3 ubiquitin ligase complex. The record is from RefSeq and is a predicted model, not a curated record. The coding region runs from base 508 to 2439 and encodes 643 amino acids.